This is a messenger RNA of Kluyveromyces lactis, 1371 nucleotides long. It is a transcript of the gene ARP3, whose product is annotated as actin-related protein 3. Lineage: Eukaryota; Fungi; Ascomycota; Saccharomycetes; Saccharomycetales; Saccharomycetaceae. Gene Ontology annotation, molecular function: actin filament binding. Gene Ontology annotation, cellular component: actin cortical patch; Arp2/3 protein complex. The transcript has a single exon. The record is from RefSeq and is a predicted model, not a curated record. Gene Ontology annotation, biological process: Arp2/3 complex-mediated actin nucleation. The coding region runs from base 1 to 1371 and encodes 456 amino acids.
AUGUCUUAUUUGAAUAACCCAGCUGUUGUCAUGGACAAUGGUACCGGUUUGACGAAACUUGGGUUUGCAGGUAACGAUUCUCCAUCGUGGGUGUUUCCUACAGCGAUUGCAACAGCACAAUCUGGUAAGAGCCAAAGUUCUAGUAACAAGUCUACAGGGUUUGGAUCAUCUUCUGCCAAUGCUCAGAGCUCUUAUUUGUCUGGAGGUGGGAAUUCGACAAGUGCAACUGAUUUCAACAGUUUAGCCAGCUCGACUUUGAUAUCGAAUAACCUUGCUGGAAAGAGAGGUACCGAGGACUUGGACUUUUAUAUUGGUAACGAGGCGCUAGUAGCAUCUCAGGGUCCAUCGUACUCGUUGAGUUAUCCUAUCAGACACGGUCAAGUGGAAAACUGGGAUCAUAUGGAAAGGUUUUGGGAAAAUUCCAUCUUUAAAUAUUUGAGAACAGAACCAGAGGAUCACUUCUUCUUGCUUACCGAACCACCUUUGAAUCCACCAGAAAAUAGACAACAAGUUGCGGAAAUUUUCUUUGAAAGUUUUAAUUGUGCAGGGUUGUACAUCGCAGUGCAAGCUGUGUUGGCCUUGGCUGCUUCUUGGACUUCUUCCAAGGUUACAGAUAGAUCUUUGACAGGUACCGUUAUCGAUUCUGGUGAUGGUGUAACGCACGUUAUUCCAGUCGCUGAAGGUUAUGUGAUUGGAUCUGCCAUCAAGAACAUUCCAAUCGCUGGUAGAGAUAUAACAUUGUUCAUCCAAUCGCUUUUACGUGAGCGUGGUGAACAGGACGCAUCGCUAAGAACAGCAGAACGUAUCAAACAAGAGUACUGUUAUGUUUGUCCCGAUAUCGUGAAGGAGUUUAACAAGUUCGAUAGAGAUUCUGAGAAAUUUGCUCAAUUCAUAGUCGAAAACAAAGAAAGAACUACAAAGAAAGUGGUUGAUGUAGGUUAUGAAAGGUUCUUGGCCCCAGAAAUUUUCUUCAACCCAGAAAUCGCAUCGUCAGACUUUUUGACACCUUUACCUGUAGUCGUGGAUGAAACUAUUCAAGCAUGUCCAAUUGAUGUUCGUAAAGGUUUAUACAACAAUAUCGUACUAUCUGGUGGGUCUACUAUGUUCAAGGAUUUUGGUAGAAGACUACAAAGAGAUUUGAAAGGUAUUGUAAACGAUAGAAUUUCACAAUCGGAAAAGCUAAGUGGUACAAGAUCCACUGGUGUUGACGUAUCUGUCAUUUCACACAAGAGACAAAGAAAUGCCGUUUGGUUUGGUGGUUCGCUAUUGGCUCAAACUGGGGAAUUCAAGAGUUAUUGCCAUACAAAACAAGACUACGAAGAAUACGGUCCAGAUAUCGUAAGAAACUUCAGUUUGUUCAACAUGAUCUAA